Molecule: messenger RNA, 408 nt
Organism: Alternaria postmessia
Lineage: Eukaryota; Fungi; Ascomycota; Dothideomycetes; Pleosporales; Pleosporaceae
Exons: 3
Coding region: 1-408 (135 amino acids)
Cellular component (GO): mitochondrion; cytosol
Molecular function (GO): deaminase activity
Source: RefSeq, a predicted model, not a curated record
AUGUCUAGAAAGACAAUAUACACGGAAGACGCGCCAGCCGCCCCACUCAACGCUUCACAGGCGGUAGUAUGCAACGGUAUGGUUCAUUGCUCUGGUAGCCUUGCGCUCGAGGGGAAAACGAUGCAGAUCAUCCCGGGAGGUAUACAAGCAGAGACACAUCGGGUACUUGAAAACCUGUCCACCAUACUCAAAGCAGCUGGUAGUAGCCUUGCUAGCGUUAUCAAACUUAACAUCUUUAUCACCUCCAUGGACGACUUCAAGGCCAUGAAUGAAGUAUAUGAUAAGUUCUUCUCCAAAUUCGAUCAGAAACCGUGCCGGACGUGCAUACCGGUUCCGCAGCUGGCUCUCGGUGCCAAAGUCGAGAUGGAUUGUGUCGCAGUUUUGGAGAUGCCAAUUGCGAGACUGUAA